Molecule: messenger RNA, 762 nt
Organism: Hevea brasiliensis (rubber tree)
Lineage: Eukaryota; Viridiplantae; Streptophyta; Magnoliopsida; Malpighiales; Euphorbiaceae
Exons: 4
Source: RefSeq, a predicted model, not a curated record
AGACUCGAUUUUGAUGGUUCUGAUGAGACUGCAAACUUGGAUAACCCAAUUAUUGAUGAGAUAUCAACGUCUGAGUCUGACAAGGAAGGAAAUAUUUUUGACAUAGAUUUGCCUAAUUUAGAUGCAUUUGGAGCUAACUUCUUCUCGGAAUUGUUAGUUGAUCUAGAUCUUGGCUUUGAAGGGAUAGGUUGUCCUUGCCAGCCAAUCUUGGGUGCUUCUACAGACGCUGUUUCAGGGUCCUCACAGGAAUCUAAGGAUGGUAACAUGGCCGUUGAUCAAGUCAUAUCAGAAUUUUCCUCAACUGUGACUGAGAUGAGCUCAGAAAAAGAUGUGAACAUUCAAGGUCCAGAUAAUCUAACUGCUGUGAAGUCUAUAAGAAAAUGCAUAAUCUUAAGCCCUGCAAAAGCCCAUAGGAGUUCUAUGGAGCAGGAGAAUCAUGUAGCAAUAAACUGAAAGGUUUGAAGAUUCUGGUGACACCUGACGUGACCUGGAACCGGCACAGAACUUACAGAUGGAUUCUUAAUUGACCUAACAAUUCCAAAAUCAUGUAUUCGUCUUUCAUUAUCUUAUCAAUAAUUUAUUUCUCAAGUAAAUGUUUCGAAGGCCCAAAAUAUACCCACACAAGCUAGGCAAGACAACGGUUAUUUUUGUGGCUUGAAAUUUAGAUAUAUUUUUUAAUGGAUUCAAAUUGUUAUUCAACCUGAAAGUUUCGCGUUGCGAUACGAUUGUAUAAAAAGUAAGAUAUGUGGUGAUACCAUUUAU